This is a messenger RNA of Chanos chanos (milkfish), 870 nucleotides long. RefSeq names its product fat storage inducing transmembrane protein 1, like (gene fitm1l). Gene Ontology annotation, molecular function: coenzyme A diphosphatase activity. Bases 4 to 870 code for a protein of 288 amino acids. Gene Ontology annotation, biological process: lipid droplet organization; phospholipid biosynthetic process; lipid storage. The record is from RefSeq and is a predicted model, not a curated record. Gene Ontology annotation, cellular component: endoplasmic reticulum membrane. Lineage: Eukaryota; Metazoa; Chordata; Actinopteri; Gonorynchiformes; Chanidae. The transcript is spliced from 2 exons.
CAAAUGUUUCUGAACACUUUUCUUGUGGUUGUAACAAACCUGGCUGCUGGAUUGCUGGGUAAUUCUUCAUUUCGACGCCAUUUUCAUUUGCUCCUGUCAGGCCUAGUGACUUUUGGACCCGCCUUGAGCCUUUGGGUCUCCCAGUACAGCGUCUUUGCUAAAAAGAGUCAUUUCCUAUACAGAGUUUUCCUGCGCUCAGGCUGGGGCUGGACCUGCAUCUUUGUGGGCUCCUUUGUCUUCGUCCUGUCCUUCUCUGUGCGUCGUUCACUUCUGCUUUCGCUGCGGCACCUUUCUCGCCUAGCUGUGGCAGGUGGGCUGUGGCUGGGCUUUCGCAAAUUGUUUGGCCUGUUGGAGAACGCCACAGGGAGCUGCUAUGAACGUCUUAGUGCCCCUCCAGAGGGUCAGCUGGCCAACGGGGUAGGACAUCCCCUGCUGCUGCUGCGGGAAGGUGAGAGUAAGGCUGCGUGCCUGAACUCUGGCAUGCUGUGGCGUGGGUAUGAGAUCUCAGAAGACACUUUCCUGCUGUGCCUGUGCUGCCUGCUGUUGGCCGAGGAGACAGCUGUGUUUGGGCCUUACCUGACCCUGGGUGGACCAUCAGGGGGCCCUCUGCGACUUCUCUUCCUGUUUUGCGUCCUGCUGCUGGCACUCUGGCUGUUCCUCCUGCUAUGUCUUCUCUCUUACUUCCCCCAGUUUCCCACACAGCUGUUGGGAGGUGCUCUCGGCUGCCUGAGCUGGAGGGCACUGUACCAGGGCUGGUAUCGAUUAAGACCCUGCUGGUAUUGCCCUGGCAGGCCUGGGAUGGGCAUUCUUACCACUCAAGGGAAAAAGGAUGGGGAAAACUCCGGAACACAUGAAAGAGCAUUCAAUUAA